This is a messenger RNA of Amaranthus tricolor (Joseph's coat), 2641 nucleotides long. RefSeq lists its product as uncharacterized. NCBI's taxonomy places the organism in Eukaryota, Viridiplantae, Streptophyta, Magnoliopsida, Caryophyllales, Amaranthaceae. The record is from RefSeq and is a predicted model, not a curated record. Gene Ontology annotation, biological process: transmembrane transport. The transcript has 6 exons. The coding region runs from base 300 to 1265 and encodes 321 amino acids.
GGUCAACCCUAAUCAAAUAAUUUUCUCCGGUACAAACCAACUUUUUUCAAAACAAGACCAAAAUUUGAAAGAACAAGAAUACAACAAUUUUCCUUCUUGAUUUAUCGUUCAUUGAUGGGCACUUUUUAUUUUUCUUCUUAAAUUCAUACAUCUUUGAAAAGUAUGUUCAUUCAUUGCUUUUGAACCCCAAAUUUUAUUUGAAAUUUCGAUUAUAAUUUCCAUUUUUGAACAUUUUUCUUGUAAUUAUUCAACAACUAUAUUUAUAGGAAAAAAACCCUCUUCCCCAAUUUUACAUUUUAAUGGAGUCAUCUGGUGUUAGACCUCAGUCAUUUGGACAAACAGAGAUUAAUUGGGACAAACUUGACAAGAAAAAAUUUUAUGUUGUUGGAGCUGGACUUUUUACGGGGAUCACAGUGGCUCUAUAUCCUGUUUCUGUUGUGAAGACUAGACUCCAGGUUGCUUCCAAGGAUAUUGCCGAUAGAAAUGCAUUUUCAGUUGCCAGAAGCAUAUUGAGAUCUGAUGGAGUAGCUGGUUUGUACAGAGGUUUUGGCACAGUCAUCACUGGUGCAGUUCCAGCAAGGAUUAUAUUCCUUACUGCUUUGGAGACCACAAAGGUGGCGGCUUUCCGAAUGGUUGAACCACUUAAGUUGUCUGAACCGUCACAAGCAGCCAUUGCAAACGGGAUUGCUGGCAUGAUGGGUUCACUCUGUGCCCAGGCUGUGUAUGUUCCAAUUGACGUGAUUAGCCAAAAGUUGAUGGUUCAAGGAUAUUCAGGCUAUGCAACAUAUAAUGGCGGUCUUGAUGUCUUUCGUAGGAUUAUUAAGGCUGAUGGUGUUCGGGGACUAUAUAGGGGAUUUGGUCUAUCUGUGAUCACAUAUUCCCCUUCCAGUGCUGUAUGGUGGGCCAGUUAUGGAUCUAGUCAACGCUUAUUCUGGAGGCUUUUAGGAUAUGGAGGUGAGCAUAAAGAGGUUCCAAGUCUAGGGGAAAUUCUGGGUGUUCAAGCUGCUGGGGGUGUUGUUGCUGGUGCUACAGCUUCGUGCAUCACAACUCCGUUGGAUACCAUCAAGACUCGCUUGCAAGUUCAGGCACUGGGACAAGAAAACAGACAAAAUGCAGUUCAAGUAGUAAAGAAAUUACUUUCAGAUGAGGGUUGGAUAGGUCUUUAUAGAGGACUAGGUCCUCGAUUCUUCAGCAUGUCUGCUUGGGGAACGUCCAUGAUACUAGCUUACGAAUAUCUCAAGCGAUUGUGUGCAAAGGAGGAUUAGAUAUACGUGACAAGAUAUUUGCUGACUGUUUCAUCUUCCAUGUAAGAUUCAGCUUACUCGAAAUGACUAAGAUUUUAGCCACUUUUGGCCACUCUUUUACAACUUGGUUUCAUGACUUCGGUUCUGAUGAUCCAGGAACGAUUAUUAAAGUCCGUUGGAUUCGCAAAUUGUUUUUAGCUAGACAUCGUUUCUGUAACCCAACAUUCAUGUGAAUAACCGAUCAUGGCACAUUUUUUAAAUGGAUGCGAUCAUUGAUUUUGUAAGUGUAGAUUAGAAAGUUGGGAGACAUUCAAUAGCCAUUUUUCUGUAUAUGAAUGAUUAGUUGACUACAUACAAAUAGUUCCUUGGAAGUUGGGACUUGUCAAGUACUGAUACUAGGAAGUAGUAAGAUGAGUUCAUUUUUGGUAUACAUUCCUUCUUUUUGUUGGGAUUGAUUCAUGAUAAACAUGUGAAAAAUACAGAAACAUUUGUUACGUUAUUCAUUUUUGUUUCGGAAUGUGUAUUUACCAUCGUAUUUCUUUAGUUACAUCUAUUAGACGGAGAAACUAUUUUGGCUAUAGAUGUUCAAGAUAUUUGUGAAAUUUCCUGUGGAAGUUGGAUAUGUCUGUGGAGCUCAAACAACAUUUUGCAUCCUGCUAUCCGGUCACGCAGCUUAGGCUUGAAGUAGGGAAGGCAGCGGAUCCUAGAUCCAACCUGAUUUUGUGAAGCUAGAUCCGUUUAAUUUGGACCCGUUGGAUCCAAAUUCAUAUAUUGAUGGAUCUAAAAAUUGGAUUCAGAUCCGUAGAUCUAAGUGAUGCGUUUUAUUUUGAAUAAUAAAAAUCAUGUAUAUAUAUGAAAGUAAAUUAUUAUGAAAUAUGAACCUAUUGCACAAAAAUAAGGCCGUAGCUGCACGCCUGCACUUUCGAAUGCUACUGCCUAUUGUAGGCUAAGUCUUAUAAGUGGAUUAUGUUAUUAAGAAACUUUUGUUUAUUUAAAUAAAUUUUUGGAAUCAAGUUGAUAUUUUGAGGACAUUUAUAGUUCGUAUAUUGUCGACAAAUGCAUUUUAGAUUUUAAUUAAUAGUUUAUACUCCAUUAUCAUUAUUAAUUAAAGUCUAAAUAUCUACCGUAAUAUGAGUCGAAAUUCAAUCAUACUUAAAAAUAAGCUUGCACAAAUUGAACCAAACCUUGGAUCCAUAGAUUUGAAUUUGAGUUUAAAAAUAGACUCGUGGAUCCGAAUCUAAAUUUUUUAAAAAGAAGAUCUUGGACCAGGUCCAAAUUAGGAAAUAGUUGCACAAGGACUUUGGAAACCAACAAGUAAUACUCCCUCCUAUUUAUUCAUCUUAGGUGUCCCAUUUACUUUUAAGACACUAUUCAUCUAUCACUCUUAAACUGUAUUU